This is a messenger RNA of Acanthaster planci (crown-of-thorns starfish), 3924 nucleotides long. Its product is annotated as TNF receptor-associated factor 2-like. Lineage: Eukaryota; Metazoa; Echinodermata; Asteroidea; Valvatida; Acanthasteridae. The record is from RefSeq and is a predicted model, not a curated record. Gene Ontology annotation, biological process: regulation of canonical NF-kappaB signal transduction; regulation of apoptotic process; signal transduction. Gene Ontology annotation, cellular component: cytoplasmic side of plasma membrane; plasma membrane signaling receptor complex. Gene Ontology annotation, molecular function: zinc ion binding; tumor necrosis factor receptor binding.
AUUCUACACUUAACGACUGUAUCUAAGAUUUUAUCAUUUAAGGAUCAGCCGCGGGGUCCAGACAACUCAUCCGUUGGGACAACUCGACCCCUCUGUGCGUCAAACCGAAAGACAACGCGACCAUCGAGACACUCCGUUCAAUAUGUGUUUUAUUUCUCCAUGGUUCAAACAAGUCGACUCGUAGGUGUGUCUAGCUAUUUAAUAAAUUUCCCGGUCCUGGACACGAUAACCUCCGUGAAAUUUGACUUUUCAGUCUAAGUCAGCACCGGUAAUUCCUCGCACAUGCGAUGCGUGCGGGAUGCGGCCGGCUGCCGUCUUUCCAAGGCGUGCAGUGUGUACCAUCCAUUGCACUAGUCGCCUGUGCAGGAAAUGCGUGCAUUUUCACCCAAACACAUCACCUGGGACUAGUUUGUGUGAAGCAGUGGUGGCAAGUUACAGCUUAGCAUUGCUUGCCACGUACGUCUUGUCUUCAGGCCGAAGUCGACUUGACUUGACGGACGACUUGUCUUAACGGUCGAGUUUUUCCAACGCGCGAGUAAUCAUGUACAUGUAGACUUUCUCCAUAUCACGCUCUGACAAGGACGAAAGCAAUUCUAUACUGCCUAGGCUGAGGUACAUGUAUGUACUCAGAAACAUACUCUAGCUAAAAGCUCCUAACUGUUUUAAGCAGAUGGGCCGGACAGGUUGCAGAUAUUGGUAGGAACAAAGUUUAGCCUUCUGCGAGUUCACUAAAUUUAUCAAAAAGGAAGCGACCAUUGAACACAAUCGUGUGCCCUCCCUGCAAAGCCUGAAGGGAGAUGACAAAACAAGUCUGAAGAACUUCACAGCAAACUCGACAAGAAUGACAGAAAAUGAACUCCAUGAACUGACUCCUUUUCUACCAGGAUUGAGCGUGUCUAUCAAAGGGACAGAAGAAAAACCGCGGUCCCUACAGCAGUCAAAGGAGUGCCUUUUACGUAUGCAACAAGAACUACCACCAAGACACCUGUCCCAUUUUUCCGUCCAAGGAAGUGGGCGAAUGUAAAGAAUUAGCGAAGAAGAAAAACUCAUACAUUAGAUGCUCAUCAAAAGGGCACAAUUCAAGAUGUUACUAAUGAAGAAUGACGUGUAGAACUUGCUUCAAACACCGUCCAACAUCCCUACUGGUAUCAUGGUGACAUUAAGGAGAAAAACACUGUGGGAUUUCCAGCAGUCCACAUGUGCAUCUAUAAUAUGACCUUUAUUUUGAGGAGAUUUUCCAUCUCUUGAAUCUAUGAACGGUAAGACGUUGCAGUGCUUCCUGAGAUACAUAGUCUCGCGCCACAAGACGGCCGUUACAGCAGUGAACACACUGAACAAUACUUUAAGCCAUACUUGUAGAGCAGGUCUUUUGACAUAUAUAUCAGGAAUAACCUGAAGGAAACAACUGGACCAUCUUCUGCAGACAUGGCAGGCUUUCCAAAAGAAAUUUUCCAAGAGCCGUCAUUUGCAGAGAGAUUCUUAUGCUACAUUUGCCUGAUGGUUUAUCGCGACGCAGUGCAGAAUCCAUGCGGUCAUCGAUAUUGUGACAGUUGCAUCAAGGAGAAGAUCCGGAGGGAGAGUGGAGCAGAGCAUCGGUGUCCUGCAUGCCCAGAGAAUUCCGCGGAAGGCAUUCUCAAUGAAGAGGAGAUAUACCCAGAUUUUGUUGCCCGAAAAGAGAUUAAAAAUGCUCCAGUGAAAUGCAUUAAUGAAGGUUGUACCUGGACCGGUAAACUCCAAGAAUACAGUCAGGACCAUGAAACUUCAUGUCCGGUUGAAAGAAUCAAGUGCUUGAAGUCCGGAUGCGGUAAAACUUUAAGAAGAGCAGACUUAGCCCACCAUUUGGAGAAGGAAUGCCCCAUGAGAGUGAUUGAAUGCAGAUAUUGUAAAAAGCAGCUGCCCUAUAAAGAGGCAAAGAAACAUACUACAGAAUGUCCCGAUGCACCAGUAACUUGCGGCUGUGGCAAACGCGUGGCAAGAUCACAGAUGGAAAAACAUUUACAUCCUGAAACUGGAGACUGUGCUAAGAGGAAGAUCAAUUGCAUUUUUUCUCCACUUGGUUGCAACGUAAAGCUUGUUGCAGGUGGCUUGGAGGAUCACAUGAGUAAGAGCUUAGUGGACCAUGGCCGGAGGAUUGUUGAUACCAUCAGUAGUCUGGUGUCUGUCUCAAAGGGCAAAGAUAGUGGGGCACAGCGGUUAGAUAACGAGACAGAAGGUUUAAGCCAAGUCAAAAAAUAUUCCGCCUUGUCUGAGGCUGAACUUGAAGAUCUGGCUGACUUGCUGAAGGAACAUAUGGUUGUCAAAGCUGAUGAUGCAACUGAAAGCAAAAUGAGAAAAGCUAAUGCUGGCUGUGCAGAUGCAAAAGCCCCGCAGAAUGAGAUCACGAGAAUCAAUAAGGACGUGAAGAAAGUGAAGGCAGACCUGGAUAGGGCAAUAGCCAAGCUGGAGAGGGAAGUGGGGAAGAAGAUAGAGGACAUCAGCGCCAUGAUUGCUGUGCUGGACCAUCGUACGGAGACCUUCCAGCAGGUCCUGGCUGUGCUCAGCAAUGAGCUGGAGGCAGUGCAUGCCAAGACCAUGGCCUUGGAGAAGCAAAACGCCUACCUGAAGGAGUUCACCGAGAAGCAGGAGAAGCGGCUGCACUCCCAGGACCAGAUGCUGACACUGAAGAACAUCGCCUUGGCUGAGCAGGAGCUGCGCAUCCAGGCCCUGGAAGCCGUGUCUUAUGACGGUGUCCUCCUGUGGCGUAUCAGCGAGUACAAGCGGCGUAGGCAGGAUGCCGUGUCUGGUAAGACCACCUCCUUCUACUCCCCUGUCUUCUACACCAGCCGGCAUGGCUACAAGAUGUCAGCCAGGAUCUACCUGAACGGUGACGGCAUGGGCAAGCACAGCCACCUGUCGCUGUUCUUCGUCGUCAUGCGGGGACGCCACGACGCCCUCCUGCCCUGGCCCUUCCAGCAGAAGGUGACCUUCAUGCUGCUGGAUCAGAACAACCGAGAUCACAUCGUGGAUGCCUUCCGUCCUGACCCGAGCAGCUCUUCCUUCAGGAAGCCAAACAGUGACAUGAACAUCGCCUCCGGCUGCCCACUCUUUGUCACCCAGGAGCUUCUGAAUGCCAGUGACAACUACGUCAAAGAUGACACCAUGUUCAUCAAGGUGAUUGUCGAUACAACUGGUCUGGAAAAGCUGUAGUGAACCUAAGAACCUUGACCGGGAAUCUGCUGCAAUGUUACUGCACGUCACACGUACGUACAUGCAUGUAGUUCGCCGUCGGCUAUUUACCGUGAGCAUUUCACACAACUCUUUCAAACAAGCACUUUGGACUUCUGCGUAAGAGAGGACUCAAGAUGUCAUCACGGUGGUUGUCAACACAACUGGCCUGGAAAAUUAUGAGGAACUGGGAACCUUGCACGGGAACCUGCCAGCGUUUUUACUGUAAGUCACGUGUAAGCGACAGUCCAUGCAUGAAGAUUUCAAUGAAGUGUCGCUCCUUCAAACUUUGAGAUAAUGGAAGGAGGUUAUGGACCUCCUGUUCAUUAAGGUGAUGCUCAACACAGCUGGUCUGGAAAAACUCGAAAGGAACAUGGAAUUCUGCCCAGUAAUCUACUUCUAACUGCUACAGAACAUUACACUCAAGUAUACAUGUAACUCGUGAACUUAUUGACAGUUGGAUGAUGCUCACAAGUCAUUUGUAUGGAAGCAUCUUUGAGGUACUGGUAUGUAUUGACCAAAGAUCGUAUGGCGAACUUCACCGUGAAUACACGUAAAACGUUAUAAUCGCAUGGGCGCCAUUUGAGCAAGCGAUACGCCUGCGCAAUGCACAUUACUGCGUAGGCGCAGGCCCCGCGACAGCCACGUGCACCUGGUGAGCCUGCGCCUAAGCAUUACCGUAAACUGCGCAGGCGUAUUGCUUGCUCAAACGGUGGCCAU